Messenger RNA from Chelonus insularis, 4691 nucleotides. RefSeq names its product FA complementation group M (gene Fancm). Gene Ontology annotation, biological process: interstrand cross-link repair; double-strand break repair via synthesis-dependent strand annealing. The record is from RefSeq and is a predicted model, not a curated record. NCBI's taxonomy places the organism in Eukaryota, Metazoa, Arthropoda, Insecta, Hymenoptera, Braconidae. Gene Ontology annotation, molecular function: 3'-5' DNA helicase activity; ATP binding; four-way junction DNA binding.
UCCAAUGUGGCCUCACGACAAAAAUUAUAAAUGUCAACAGAUGUUUUCGAAUAAAAACAAAGUGUUUUACUUGUUGUAGAACUUUAAUGUUUAAGUUCUAUGAAUCAUGAGUAAUAAAUAAUGUGAAACAUUGUGAAUUAUAAAUAAAAAUAUUGAUAUUAAAAGUUCGUCUAACCUCUUUAUAAGAUUUUUUUAUGAGAAUGUAAAUAAUCAAAAAUUUUUCAAUGGAUCAGCUAUCACAACACCCUCAGUUUUCUGAGGAACCUAGUACAAAAGGUUUUGACAUAUCAGCGGGUAAAAGAUGGAUAUAUCCAGAGAAUUAUCCACUUCGUGAAUAUCAAUUUGCGAUUGUCAAAACAGCAUUAUUUCAUAACACUUUGGUGGGUCUUCCAACUGGAUUAGGAAAAACAUUUAUAGCCGCCGUUGUGAUGUAUAAUUUUUGGCGAUGGUAUCCAAUGGGCAUUAUUAUUUUUCUUGCCCCAACGAAACCGCUUGUUGCUCAACAGAUUGAUGCUUGCCACGAUAUUAUGGGAAUUCCUAUAAGUGAGACAAUCGAAUUAACUGGAACAGUUAACCAACAACAACGACAACAAGCUUGGACUAAAAAGCGAGUUAUUUUCGCGACUCCACAAACUUUUCAAAAAGAUUUAGAGAAAAAUAUUGUGCCUAUGGACUUAAUUAAAUGUGUAGUUAUUGAUGAGGCUCAUAAGGCAUUGGGUAAAUAUGCAUACUGUGAAAGUAUUCGUAUGCUGCAUGAAAAUAAUCCGUACUUUCGAGUCUUAGCUCUUUCUGCGACCCCAGGAAGUAAAUUGGAUGCUGUUCAAGAAGUUAUAAGAAAUCUUCAUAUUAGUCAUCUAGAACUAAGAGACGAUUGUUCGCCCGAUAUCAUUCCAUAUGUGAAUGAAAAAAAGUUUGAUAUUGUUCCAGUGAGUUUGGGUAAUGAAUUAUCCUCUUUUUAUGAACGAUAUUUAUCUAUAAUUGAUCCAUACUAUAGAGUACUAAUACAAAACAAAAUUCUAAGUUGUCCUCUAAAAAAUGUAUCUAAAGGAAGAAUAUUUAUGGCUCGUCAAGACCUACAAAAAAGAGCAAAAAACUCAUUUGUUAAUGGUAACGUUCAAAAGACUAUAGGUAUUGUAUAUACAAUGGUUUAUGCUAAAGAAUUAAUGACUAAUCAUGGCUUGAGAGCGUUUUGGAAUUUCUACCAAACUCACUCAGACAAAUAUUGGCUUAAGGAAGUGCCUGAUUUAGAAAUUUUAAUAAAAGAAAUAGAAGAAUAUUUAGGACCAUUUCCAAAUGUAGCUUCAAUAAUAAACACUGGUGUCAUGAAAAUUCCUGAUGAUAUUAAAUUUGGUCAUGAUAAAUUUCUCAAACUGAAAGACAUAUUGGCAGAACAUUUCCAAAAUGCUGCUAAUAAAAAAAUUGAUACCAGAGCUAUUGUUUUCGUUGAAUUCCGAGAUAGUGUAAAUGAGAUUUAUGUAUUGUUAUUACAAUUUCAACCUUUGGUGAGACCACAAAUUUUCGUUGGACAAUCCAAAGCAGGAUUGAAGCAAAAAGAACAGAAACAAGCUUUAAAUGAUUUUCGACAGAAUAAAGUCAACGUUUUAAUUUCAACGUCUGUCGGAGAAGAGGGUCUAGAUGUUGGUGAAGUAGACUUGAUUGUUUGUUUCGAUAAUGCAACACAUUCAACAACUCGAUUAAUACAGAGAAUGGGAAGAACAGGUAGAAAACGAGAUGGUAGAAUAAUAGCUCUAGUGACUGAAGGAAAAGAAAAUCAUGAAUUAAAAUCGGCAAUUUCAAGAAAAGAUACGUUUAAUAUGAAAAUUCUUCGAUCUAGUGGUAUAAUCAGUGCUUUAGACAAUGUAAGUCCUCGUAUGGUACCGUCGGACCUCAAUCCAGAAUGUCUAAAAAUGCGUAUAACUGUCAUUCCUGUUACUCCUCGAGGAAAGGCCAAACGAAAAACUGGAGUAUCCAAGAAAUCUAGAGAACAAAAGUCUAAAGUUGAUAAAAAAAAUUCAAAACAAAUUGACAAUGAUAGUUCAGGAAUCGAUAAAUGGAUUCAAAGUGAUAGUUCUAAUGUAAAGAAAAAAAAUCAACCAUCAUUGAUGAACUUUUUACAGUCGAAACCUUGUUUAUUAUCGAGUAUUCAAGAUAAUGAAAUGACUGAAAUGAGGGUAGAAGAAAUUCAAACAUUUCAAACUGAAAUUGUAUUACCAAAAGCAAAAAAUGUUCCUAAAGUAAAGUUAUCAGAUGCUAAAAUUAUAUCAUCUGACAGAGCGGCAGUUGAAUUUCUAACUUUAUGUGCCAUGAAGGAAUCAUUAAAAGAUCUAGUCUAUAGUAACAUAUUAAUAAAUAUUCCAUAUAUGUCGCAGGAUUGUGAAGAUAAUAUAGAUCCUUUCGCAGAUUUUGAAAUCCCAUCUUUACAAAUUUUGAACUGUCUCGAAUCGCUGGAAGAAUAUAUGCCCACUGUUCAUGAAAGUCCAAAGAAUGACUUCUACAUGAACGAUGAUUGGGAACCAAUUGAAUUUUCAAAUAACGUUGAUCAGACGGAAUAUUCUCCAUGUCCAAAAGAUACAGAUUUACCAAAAGGUCAAUUUGAAGAUUUAUUGGAUGAUUCAUGGGAUUCUGAUCAAACGAUGUACUGUCCUGAUGAUACCUUGCCUACUAUAGAACGUAUAGAACUCACAGUAAACGAAGAAAAUUGUGCUUUCCAAACAGAAACUACUAAUAUUAAGGAAGAAAAUCAUUCUGAAGCUCCUGACUUAUCACAUUCAGUUGUUGAAAAUGGUGCGUUUGAAGACUUAUUAAAUACUUCCACUGAUGACAGUAUCAUAGAAAUCCUUGAUGAAGAUUCACCUGUUAAAGUAAUAGAAGAAAAAAAAAUAAUUUCACCAAAAAAUAAAUUGCCCAAUAAAAAGUAUACUCCUUUGAUAACCAAGGCACUUACAAAAAAAGUUCAAACUCCAGAUAGUCCUUUUAAUAUCGAGUUCAGUAGUGAUUUUAGUGCAUUGGAAGAUGCACAAAAUGAUAGAUUACUUUCUAGUACUAUGGUAACCUCUAGUCCAAACGUAGUCAGCUCACGACGAAACUUAAAUUUUUCUGAAAUAAGCUCUAAGAUGGCAAAAGAAGUACAAGCUACUAAAAAACGUGUUUCUCUUUUCCAAAGAGAAAAAUCUCCAGAUCUUUCGAAAUCUUCUGCUGAAAUAAAGCAUGUAAAAAAUCAUACUAAAACACCUGUUGAUAUUAAAAAUGAAAAACCCAACGAGGAUGACAAUGAGAGUCUUCAUAUUUCAGAUGAUGACAUGUUUGGUGUUGAGAGUCUUUUGGCUGAUUCAGACUUUGAAGACCAAAUAACUGCUAUUGAAAAUUGUGAUACAAGUGAUGAGAAAAACGAAGAAAAAGGAGAAAACUCAGAACAACUAGAAAAGAAUAAACCUCUAGAGAAAAUACAGGAUGAAAAGAAAAAUCUUAACGACGAAAAUCAUGCGUCAUCAAAAUCUAUUGAGAAAAAUGAUGUGGAUGAAACUCUUUUAGAUGAUUGUGACUGGAGUAGUGAUUUUGAAGUACCACCUGCACCACUUACAGAAUCAAAAUAUUUUGAAAAAAGUUCUGACAUUGCUUCUUUUAAAAAAUCGAACGUUUCUCAACAAGACAAUACUUUGAAAUUUAAUGGUAAUUUACUGAGUCAAAAAAAAAUUAUCCUAAUUGGUUAUCGACAUCUAAAACGCAAUCUCAAGAUACUUCUUCAAAGAUAAAUAAACCAACGUAAUUUUCGUAAAAUUUUUUCAACAAAUUCUAUACAACCAACUCAUGGGGACUCUGGUUCAGACGACGAUUUUUUACCAACGAAAAUAGAAAAAGUGAGUUUAAGAAAUAAUGAAAGACCGAGUGAUUCAUCGACCUCAGUAGAGAAUAAAUUAACUCUUCAAAAGAGUGACAGUUCGAAACCCAUGUCGAUAACAAAUCCCAAGACUAAGUUUGCUGUCCCGGAAAAAUUUGCUCCAGAAUCUUCAAAGACCUCAGGUAUGAAUUCUCCAUGGAUUCAACGGAAAAGACCUUUCUCUUCUGAUAACUUAAAAAAACGUAAAAAAGAAAGAAGACAAAAAAAUACAAAGCGACGAAGAAAUGAAUUUAUUGAUGAUGAAGCUGAUGUUUCAUGUGAUAGCUCAAUAGGAAGUUCUGAUGAAGAUACAAAUGAUUCAGAUCUUGAUGAUUUUAUCAGUCAUACUCAAUAUCCUGACCAGAGUGUUGAUAUGAGAACACACUAUUUGCAAAGUUUGAAAAGUCCAAAGAUGCCUGGGAAAUUUUUAAUUAAACAGCCAAGGACAUUAAAGCCUGACGUUGAAAUAUAUUCCCAAGUUGUUGAAGAACAGAAUAAUUCUUAUGUUAAUGAUUCAUUCUGUGUAGGAGAUGAAGAAAUUUCAGAAGAAAAAAUAUCCUCAGAUGAAAUAUCUAUAUUAGAAGUAAUCGAAAAAAAACUAGAGAAAAAGAAACGAAAACGAAGAGAUUCUACUUCAAGUGGAUCUCGCUCAAAGCGAAAACGAAUAGCUCAAUGUGAUGAUACUAGUGAAGAUGAAAUGGAAAAUCUGCGAGCACAAAUUGCUGAAGAAUCAAUGUUAUUAAAAAAAUAAUGGUAUUCCAAAUAAUUGGAUAUUUAAUAAGCAAGCCAUGUACAUAUAUAGAAUGUUCUUAUG